ACGUCAUCUCCCAGAAUGCGCCGGGUCAGGUACUUCCGGUUUCAACCAGGUCGAGCAGGAAGUGAGUGUUGUGUUAAAAUUAAACGAAACCUCUGCGCAUCUGCUUCAACCUACUGGCGGCUCUUCGGACAAACACACGAAAGCACAACAAACGAGACAAACCUGAAGAUGCAGUCAUGUGACGGGCAGCAAAGCCAACGUGUGUGUUGACCACGGUUGACUCCCCUCAAGCCGGUAGCCGCCAGCGCCGCCAUGGACAGCCGAUGCAGCAGCAGCGCCGACUCUCGUGCGACGGGGGUUUACGGGGCCAGGAGCUCCACACCGCUGCAGGCCCGCGUGGACUCGUACGAGGAGGAGAAGAAGAAGUGUAUCUCUGACGUCCGGCGUACAUUUUGCCUCUUUGUCACAUUUGAUCUCCUGUUUGUCACCUUGCUGUGGAUCAUCGAGCUCAACGUGAAUGGCGGCCUUCCCCAGCAGCUGAACCAGGAAGUGGUCCACUACAACUACCACCGUUCCUUCCUCGACAUCUUUCUUCUGGCCGUUUUCCGAUUCGCCGUCCUCAUUUUGGCCUACGCCGUCUGCAGGCUGAGACACUGGUGGGCGGUUGCUAUCACCACUUCAGUCAGCUGUGCCUUCCUCAUCGUCAAAGUGAUUUUAUCGAAACUGCUGUCGCAGGGUGCUUUUGGAUACCUGCUGCCCAUAGUCUCCUUCGUGCUCGCUUGGAUUGAAACCUGGCUUCUAGACUUCAAGGUCCUUCCUCAAGAGCUCGACGAUGAAAACCGGUACCGGUUCCUGCCGGACGCUUCCGCCACAGAGCGGGCUCCUCUCAUCAGUCAAGGCCCCAUGUCCGACGGACAGUUCUACUCGCCGCCUGAGUCGGUGGCAGACACGGACGAGGACCCGGAUGACAAACAGGGACUCUUGUGAAGGCUCGGGUAACACCAACGCAUGCUGGGAACUAAAAAGGGAAACCGCCGUGAUAUUUUUGUUGUUGGUGGUGGUAUCACUAUGCCCAAACAGGAGGUUCUGUGUACCUGCUUUGAACGGAAAAAAACUUUGCCUUAUGCCUGCACAGACACGCACGCACGCUGAAUCAAAGUGUUCUUCGUAAAGGGAAAUUAACUUUUGCAUGAAGAAGUGAAAACACUCUUGGCCAGUAGGACGCUGUAGUCACGGUCCUAAGACAAACGGUGAACAAAUGUCCCUGAAAACUGACGGCUUUCAAAAUAAAAGCCUGCCUGAGUCAA
Hippocampus zosterae (dwarf seahorse) is the source of this 1247-nucleotide messenger RNA. It is a transcript of the gene stard3nl, whose product is annotated as STARD3 N-terminal like. The transcript is spliced from 8 exons. Lineage: Eukaryota; Metazoa; Chordata; Actinopteri; Syngnathiformes; Syngnathidae. The coding region runs from base 253 to 927 and encodes 224 amino acids. The record is from RefSeq and is a predicted model, not a curated record.